Molecule: messenger RNA, 387 nt
Organism: Odocoileus virginianus texanus
Lineage: Eukaryota; Metazoa; Chordata; Mammalia; Artiodactyla; Cervidae
Source: RefSeq, a predicted model, not a curated record
AUGGGGAUUUGGGGCCUCGAAGGAGCAUGUUCCUUUAAGCAGGGCACCGAAGGGACCCCUGUCUGGGGUCUGAGUUACCAGAUCCAACAGUCCAGAGAGAUCCGAGAGGCCUUCCGGGUUCUGGACCGAGAUGGGAAUGGCUUCAUCUCCAAGCAGGAGCUGGGCAUGGCCAUGCGCUCUCUGGGGUACAUGCCGAGCGAGGUGGAGCUGGCCAUCAUCAUGCAGCGCCUGGACAUGGACGGGGACGGCCAGGUGGAUUUUGAUGAAUUCAUGACCAUUCUUGGCCCCAAACUGGUGUCUUCAGAAGGUCGCGAUGGUUUUCUUGGAAACACAAUAGACAGCAUAUUCUGGCAGUCCCGGGUGUUGGCUGUUAUUGCUGUGAUGUAG